AUGAAACUCCAAUUUUCAGACACUGAAAUACCAGCAAUAGAUAUAUUGCAAAAUGUUAUUCUACGUUUAAAUACUGGUAAUAUUUCGCAAAAAAAAAGCAGGGAACGAUUAAUUGAAGAACAUCAAAAAUUAAAGUAUUUUUAUGAUAAAAAUAAUUAUAUAGUUCAUAACGUUCGCAGUCAACCCAAUUUAAGUUUAAAUCUUCAACAUCGGGUAUCCAUAGCAAAUUUACAAAUUGAUCAUGAAUUCCCCGAAAAAUUUUUGUUAUGUCGAGUGAUAACCAAAUUUAUGAAAAUAAGUGCUCUUUUAGCUCUUGUGGAAGAUCCAGAGGGUAAUGUGGAACGACUUGCUUUAUACAAUUGGACAAGAUUACCAGAAAACAAAGAAGAUCAGAUGGCUAGUCGACCUAUUGAUCAAUCAUUUUUACCAGUAGGCACCAAACUCGUUAUCAAAAACUUAUCAUAUAAAGUUGCUGCAGAUAGGAACACCAUAAUUAAUUCAAAUAAUCCUGAAGAUAUUAUUAUCAUUGAUCAUAAUAAUGACAAGUUAUUUGGUAACUUAAUAUGGUCCUCCGACCUAUUGGAUAAGAAAGAAAUUAAAGUAAAGAUUGUUGAUGAAUUCCGUCGUCAUGGGAAUGAUUAUUUUGCUUCAAAGGAUUACUCGGCAGCUAUUGAUGAGUAUUCAGGUGGCAUCGAAUUGAAUCCACAAAAUGUCACAUUGUUAGCCAACCGAGCAGAGGCAUAUCUGCGAUUAUUUCAAUUUUAUAAUGCUCUAAAUGAUACAGAAGUUGUUCUUAAAUAUGAACCUAGUCAUUUAAAAGCAGCUUUUCGCAAAGGUAAAGCUCUUUGUGGUCUUAAACGUUAUGAAGAAGCCAUUAUUACACUUCAAGAUUUGCAUCAAAGUAUAAAAUCCAGUACAAAUGAUAGUAUCUCUUCAAUUAAGCAGAGUAUAGAACAAUUACUGAAACAAGCGGAAAUUUUAGCUUCUGAAAAUAAAAAUGGGCAAUAUGAUUAUAUAAGUAUUCUCGAUGAGUGUUGUGAAAGAGCUGAAAUUAGAAAAGAUAGUAAAGGUAAUGACGAAUGGGUCCAUGAGGUAGGAGCAAGAUUGGAUCAUGCUGAUUUUUUAUGCGAAGAUAUUGAAAUUCGUUUGGUAGAAGGAAAAGGAAGAGGAUGGGUUGCAAAACGGGAUAUUCCUGAAAAUGCUUUAUUGAUGGUCUCUAAGGCAUUUAGUAUAGUAUAUAAUCAUGAAGUCCUUGGGUACUCUACGAAGAAUAAUAUUCAAAAUGACCUAUAUUCUGAGGAAUUAAUAUACCGCAUUACGCAGAAACUUAUGGAAGAACCUUAUCAUUGUCAAGAAGUGUACAAACUUUACAAUAGCUUAAAUUUAGAUAAAAUUGACAUGAACCCGGCAAAUGUUGAUAUAAUUGGAGGUAUUGUCAGUUAUAAUUCUUUUAGUUUGGAUGGCAUUAUAGUUGGAAAUUCUAAUUUGAGUGGUGAAGGAUUAUGGAUUAUGCCAUCUUAUUUUAAUCAUUCAUGUGUUGAUGAUAAUGUUACACAAUAUUUUCUUGGAGAUUUAAUGUUUAUACGAUCUCUUAGACCUAUUUUACAAGGCGAAGAACUACUUCUUAAUUACAGAAGAGGUGCACAUGACUAUGAGAACCGAUCAAUGUUUCUUAAAUCAGUUGGUAUAGAUUGUCAAUGUCGAGUUUGUAAGUUGGAUAAAUCUGAAACACCAGAGACGGCACAUAAAAGAGCACAAUUACUUAAUACUGUUGAAAAAUUACUCGAACUUGUAGCAGAUGAACCUGAACCUGAUCCUUCUCUUAUUAAAAAAUUAGAAAAGACUAUUUUUGAAUUACACAAUCUUAGAAAAGAACAUCCAGGACUUGAAUUUGAUACAUUAGAACCCAGUAGAAGUCUAUCAAUUGCUUAUCGUAAAAAUGGAAACCUAAGAAAGGCAAUUUCUAUCCUAGAAGAGGUUUACAAUUCAUAUAAAAAUGUUUAUCUAGGAAUCAUUAAUUGGAUUGUCCUUGAUAUCGUGUUAUAUUGCGUUAAUCUCGAGCAGAUGGAAAAAGCAAGAAAAUGGGUUGACAUAUUAUUGAAGAGGUCAGCAGUACCUUUAUUAGGCAAAUUUAAGGAUGAAGAUAAAUGGAAAAAAGAAGCACUUUAUUUGACGGAAAAAACUGUUCCAUAUAUGGAUUUGGUUAUUAAAAUUUUGUAUAAUAAUAAAAAUACAAAAAAAAAUAGUGAAAAAUAG
Rhizophagus irregularis DAOM 181602=DAOM 197198 is the source of this 2256-nucleotide messenger RNA. RefSeq lists its product as uncharacterized. Gene Ontology annotation, molecular function: protein binding. NCBI's taxonomy places the organism in Eukaryota, Fungi, Glomeromycota, Glomeromycetes, Glomerales, Glomeraceae. The record is from RefSeq and is a predicted model, not a curated record.